Molecule: messenger RNA, 3365 nt
Organism: Carlito syrichta (Philippine tarsier)
Lineage: Eukaryota; Metazoa; Chordata; Mammalia; Primates; Tarsiidae
Gene: ATP1A4
Product: ATPase Na+/K+ transporting subunit alpha 4
Exons: 22
Coding region: 1-3090 (1029 amino acids)
Biological process (GO): proton transmembrane transport; intracellular sodium ion homeostasis; potassium ion import across plasma membrane
Cellular component (GO): membrane
Molecular function (GO): ATP hydrolysis activity; ATP binding; P-type sodium:potassium-exchanging transporter activity
Source: RefSeq, a predicted model, not a curated record
AUGGAGUUUGGGGCGAAAAAAGAGACAGUGGCUCCCCUUGAGCAGCUUCCAAGACCAGAACCUAAAAGAAGGCCUAAAUCCAGUAAGCUAAGAAAGGCCAAGUGGAAACAGAAGGACUUGGAGGAGCUGAAGAAGGAGGUGGUCAUGGAUGAUCACAAAUUAACCUUGGAGGAGCUGAGUGCCAAGUAUGCCGUGGACCUGACAAAGGGCCACAGUCCCCGAAAGGCAGAGGAACUCCUGAUUCGAGAUGGACCCAACAUUCUAACUCCACCCCCCACCACUCCAAAAUGGGUCAAAUUCUGUAAACAACUUUUCGGGGGCUUCUCCCUCCUGCUGUGGACAGGCGCCAUCCUCUGCUUCGUGGCCUUUGGCAUCCAGUCGUAUUUCUAUGAUGACUUUACCAAAGACAACCUGUACCUCGGCUUUGUGCUCUCCAUCGUGGUCGUCAUCACCGGCUGCUUCUCCUACUAUCAGGAGGCCAAGAGUGCCAAGAUCAUGGAAUCAUUUAAGAACAUGGUGCCACAGCAAGCGCUGGUCAUCCGAAGUGGAGAGAGGAUACAGAUUAACGUGCAAAAUGUGGUGCUGGGAGACCUGGUGGAAGUGAGGGGAGGGGAUCGAAUCCCCGCUGACCUCCGGAUCAUCUCUGCACAAGGAUGUAAGGUGGACAACUCGUCCUUGACUGGGGAGUCAGAGCCCCAAUUUCGCUCUCCUGAUUUCUCCCACGAGAACCCACUGGAGUCUCGGAACAUUUGCUUCUUCUCCACCAACUGUGUGGAAGGAACAGCCCGGGGUGUUGUGAUCGCUACAGGAGACUCCACGGUGAUGGGCCGAAUUGCCUCCCUGACAUCAGGCCUGAAGGUCGGCCGGACCCCCAUCGCUGUUGAAAUUGAGCACUUCAUCCAUCUGAUCACAAUGGUGGCGGUCUUCCUUGGCAUCAUUUUUUUUGGGCUCUCAUUUGCCUUGGGCUACGGCUGGCUGGAGGCUGUCAUUUUUCUUAUUGGCAUCAUUGUGGCCAAUGUGCCUGAGGGUCUGUUGGCCACGGUCACUGUGUGCCUGACCCUGACAGCCAAACGCAUGGCGUGGAAGAACUGCCUGGUGAAGAACCUGGAGGCGGUGGAGACGCUGGGCUCCACAUCUGCCAUCUGCUCAGACAAGACGGGCACCCUCACCCAGAACCGCAUGACCGUGGCCCACUUGUGGUUCGAUAAGACCGUGCAUGAGGUUGACACCAGUGAAGACCAGACUGGGAAAACAUUUGCCAAGGACUCGGACACCUGGUUGAUCCUGGCACACAUUGCUGGCCUCUGCAACCGGGCUGACUUCAAAGCUCAUCAGGAGACCCUGCCCAUCGCCAAGAGGAUAACAACAGGUGAUGCUUCUGAGUCGGCCCUCCUCAAGUUCGUUGAGCAGUCUUACAGCUCUGUGGCGGAGAUGAGAGAGAGAAGUCCCAAGGUGGCCGAGAUUCCCUUUAAUUCCACCAACAAGUACCAGGUGUCCAUCCAUCUUCUGGAGAACAGCGCGCAGCCCUACGUGCUGAUGAUGAAGGGUGCUCCUGAGAGAAUCUUGGAGUUCUGUUCUACCUUCCUUCUGAAUGGUCAGGAGCACCCAAUGGACGACGAGAUGAAGGAAGCCUUCCAGAAUGCCUACCUAAAGCUGGGCGGCCUGGGGGAGCGAGUGCUUGGGUUCUGCUUCCUGAAUCUGCCCAGCAGCUUCAACAAGGGAUUCCCUUUCAACACAGAUGAAAUAAACUUUCCCAUGGACAGCCUCUGCUUCGUGGGCCUGAUAUCCAUGAUUGACCCCCCUCGAGCCGCGGUGCCUGAUGCUGUGAACAAGUGUCGUAGUGCAGGGAUUAAGGUGAUCAUGGUAACAGGAGAUCAUCCCAUUACAGCCAAGGCCAUUGCCAAAGGUGUAGGCAUCAUCUCAGAAGGCAUCGAGCCAGCAGAGGACAUUGCUGCCCAGCUUAAGAACCCUGUCAGCACAGUCAAUACCAGGGCUGCCAAAGCCAUCGUGGUGCAUGGUUCAGAGCUGAAGAACAUAAACUCACAGCAACUGGACCAGAUCCUCCAAAAUCACACUGAGAUUGUGUUUGCUCGGACCUCCCCUCAGCAGAAGCUGCUCAUUGUAGAGGGAUGCCAGAGGCUGGGAGCCAUCGUGGCUGUGACGGGCGACGGGGUGAACGACUCACCUGCACUGAAGAAGGCCGACAUCGGCAUUGCCAUGGGCAUUACCGGCUCUGACGUCUCUAAGCAGGCAGCCGACAUGAUCCUGCUGGACGACAACUUCGCUUCCAUUGUCACGGGGGUGGAAGAGGGCCGCCUCAUCUUUGACAACCUGAAGAAGUCCAUUGCUUACACCCUGACCAGCAACAUUCCUGAGAUCACCCCCUUCCUGAUGUUCAUCAUUCUCGGUAUCCCUCUGCCUCUGGGCACCAUAACCAUCCUCUGUAUUGAUCUGGGCACUGACAUGAUCCCUGCUAUCUCCUUGGCUUAUGAGUCACCUGAAAGCGACAUCAUGAAGAGGCUUCCACGGAACCCAAAGAUGGAUAAACUGGUGAACAACCGUCUCAUUGGCAUAGCCUAUGGACAGAUUGGGAUGAUCCAGGCUGUGGCCGGAUUCUUCACUUACUUUGUGAUCCUAGCCGAGAACGGGUUCAGGCCUGUGGAUCUGCUGGGCAUCCGCCUCAAGUGGGACAACAGAUUUGUGAAUGACCUGGAGGACAGCUAUGGACAGCAGUGGACCUACGAGCAGAGGAAGGUGGUGGAGUUCACAUGCCACACAGCCUUCUUCGUCAGCAUCGUGCUUGUGCAGUGGGCCGACCUCAUCAGCUGCAAGACCCGGCGCAACUCCGUCUUCCAGCAGGGCAUGAAAAACAAGGUCCUAAUAUUUGGGAUCGUGGAGGAAACGUUGCUGGCUGCAUUCCUAUCCUACACUCCAGGCAUGGACCGGGCCCUGCGGACGUACCCACUCAAGAUAGCCUGGUGGUUCUGUGUCACUCCCUACAGCAUUCUUAUCUUCGUCUAUGAUGAAAUCAGGAAACUCAUCAUCCGUCAACGGCCAGGUGGCUGGCUGGAGAGGGAGACGUACUACUAAACUCAACAGGAGAAGCACUUCACGUGGCAGGGGUGUCCUGAGUGCUGGGUGGGUUAGGGGAUUACGAGGGUAACACAACAUCUAAGAGAGGCAUGAGGACAAACUACCUGGGAUGAGAAGCAGGCACUCCUGAGGCUGGACCGAGGCGUCAGCGGCAGAAGGUGAGGUGGGUCGACAGGGGCCCAGCCUGUGUCUGGCUGAAGCCCAGGAAGGAGGGCCGUGGUCUUGCCGAAUCCAGUAGCCAGUCUAGAGAGUAAACGUUGGAAGAGCUCUCA